UACUACGCAUACAUCUUCACAAUACUCACUGUUUCAUGACAAAUCUUAUGGGCAGAUUUUUAUGAGCGCAGUUGUGAAUCCAAAUUUAACACCCAUAAAAACCUGACUCCUUUAAAUUUGAAUUUUCAAUCGCUCUGUCGGCGCCGCAUCGCAUUAGAGAGAGUCAGAGACUCCUUUUCAGUCACUCAAGAUUCCCAUAAAGCGAACCCCACACACAUAUUGAACAAAAAUGGAGCAGAGGCAGAGAAUUGAGAGACCUGAGAGAGCAAAAAGGAGAGAUCAGAAACAGAGAAAACGCCUCUCAACUGCUCGACGAAAUGCCUUCACUACUAACACUGACAUUAUUAGCGACCUGCCAGACUCUCUCCUCUCCCAUAUCCUCUCCUUUCUCCCAACCCGAAACUCUGUCGCCACAAGCAUUUUGUCGAGCAGGUGGAGGCCUCUCUGGACUCUCGUCCCUGCUCUUCACUUGGUCCAGAGAAAACUUACACACAAUCCAAAUUACAGUUUUGCAGAUAUAGUUUCUGGAAUCUUGACUGUUCGAGACUCCAUUUCCGAUCCCAUGCCCCUACACAAAUUGAUCAUUUAUUGGUAUCAAAAUUGUCUUCCCUCCAAUGUUAACACAUGGCUUCGCGCCACCAAUCUGCGUGAUUUGCAAGAGCUCGAUCUCCACAUAUUUAAUAAUGUUCACCAACCUUUGGAGUUGCCCCGUAGUAUCUAUUUUUCUACAACAUUAGUGGUUCUGAUAUUGAUGGCUUCAAUUCUUCUCAAUCCUCCGCCUGCUUGUGUGUUACCAUGUCUCAGGAUUCUAGAACUUACGCGUGUUAAAUUCGCAAACCGCGACUCUCUCUCUACCUUCCUCACUGCCUGCCCGGCCCUCCUCAGUUUGUCCCUCACAUUGUGUGGUUCAAAUUUUGAACACUGGGACGAGUUCAAUGUCGUUGUACUCGUACCUACGCUUAAAACAUUACGUUUACAUUGGCAUGUUCAGUCUUCAUCAUACAAAUUCCAGAUAAACACCCCAGCUCUCGAGUACUUUAAUUUUGAAGGUUUUUUGAAUGGGAAUAAUGUGGUGGAAAACCUCCCCAGUGUGGUUGAAUGUGUCCUUCAAUUUGAGCAAUGUGUUUUGAUGGAUGUUGAAGUUUAUGCAAAGAGAGUACGGGACUUCAUGGGACCACUCUGUAAUGUUAUUUCCAUGGAAUUUAGCACAAUUACCGCACAGAUCCUCUGCCAUGAUUUCAAUCGUGAAGAUAGUCCCACAUUUUAUAAUUUGUCCUCCUUGAAAUUAUUUGGUGGCAUUUCGUCUGAGUGGUAUGCGUGGCGUGAAGUACGUCUCUUGCUUUUUCGGGCUCCAAAGCUACAAAUACUUACAUUUGAAUGGAAACACUUGUUUGGCUUAAGUAUUUAUAAACCUAACCCUUGCUUGGAGGAGCCACUGGAUGUUCCUGAAUGUCUGUCAUCACACCUUACUACCUGUCAUUAUAAAGGAUUUGAAGGGAAAGAGGAAGAGAUGGAACUUGUUAGACAAAUCCUGGAGGCAGCAAAAGUAUUAAAGUCAAUGAAAAUCUCUGUUACCAGUUGUCUAGGCUUAAAGUCGAAGCUUCUUAUUCGCGAGAAAUUGGGGAAGUUUCAAAGGAGCUCUCAAAAUUGUAAAAUUGCAUUUGAAGAAGGACGUUUCACAUGAUGUGGCUCGUUCCUCUUGGAUAUUGCAUGUCACCUGCUUUGCUUUAAUAUCUUUGUGUAAUUCAUUUGCUGCCUUUGCUGUGUCGGAGUUUAUUCCUAGGGUACAAUGCAAAAUGCUUGAAGAUUUGAUUUUUA
Messenger RNA from Quercus robur (English oak), 1818 nucleotides. Its product is annotated as putative FBD-associated F-box protein At5g56700. The record is from RefSeq and is a predicted model, not a curated record. Lineage: Eukaryota; Viridiplantae; Streptophyta; Magnoliopsida; Fagales; Fagaceae. The transcript has 2 exons. The coding region runs from base 230 to 1684 and encodes 484 amino acids. Gene Ontology annotation, molecular function: protein binding.